GAUGGAGCAAGUAUUAUGGGCUGUGGACCUCAAGCUCACGCACAGCGACAGUUUGGCUCAGAUGAAAUUAAUGAAGUAUGUCACAAACGGAACAUUUGAUCCAGAACGAAGUAUAUUUCAAGUUCCUGUAACCGUUAAUAAACCAGAACCAACUCUGACUAUAUCAAGACGACGAAAAACCAUCGUUCAGGAAGAGGUAUUGGUUUCUUUGUUUUAUUCGUGCGAUGGCGUGAGAAUCAAGGUUAGAUUGGGGUUAGCAUUGCGGUUAGGCAAAGGUUCUGGUAAGAUUUAAGAUCACAAUUAUUGCAUGGGCUAGAAUAAAGGUUUGAAUUUUAGGGAUUAGGAAUUGAUUGGGUGCAAGAAAUCGAUUCAUUCAGACCAGAUAUUUCUUCAUGCCCUUUGGACUUGCAAGUUUUGCUGCGAUUUUGUUCUUUUGAUGGAUGUGAACGAGUGGAGGAGUUAUAAAUAUUCAGAUGAGGGUACAUAUACUCGGAAAAUUUCUAACUUAUCUACUCGUUCACAUCCAUCAGAAGAAGAAAAUCGCAGAAAAAAGUGCAAGUGUUACCUUUUUAACUUCAGAUAUCUUCAACCAGAUCUAGUGUAUAGCUCUUGAUAUUACCGUCCCUAUGCAAUGUUAACGCCUAAACAGUGUACGUACUUCGGCCCCAAAUACAAGACCUAUCCGAAAAAUAAUCUGUCGGAAGGUAUAACUUAAGGAGGAUUUCCAUUCAGUGCAAAAUGUUGCGCGAUCGACUUUUUGCGAUCGCUUUCUUUUGAAAUACAAACAAAUCUCAUUAGCUGCAGUUGACUGUACAUGUUUCAAAAGAAAGCGAUCGCAAAAAAACCAUCAUGCAUGCGACAUUUUGCACUGAAUGGAAAUCCGCCUUAACUUUCCCAAAGUGGGAACGGUCUGCUUCUUUAAGUCUGAUCCUGACCGCGACGCCAGCAUAAAAAUCAAAACCUUGCGUUCUUUUCUUUACGGUAUUUAUGUUGUUGUUUAUGCUUACCCUUUAUCUUAUGUGGUAUAGUGAGGACACAGUGAGAACAACACAAGCAUAAGAACAUCAAAGCAUUCCACUUGCUUGUGUUUAUGCUUGCGUCGUAGUGAGGACCAGGUUUUGUCUGUUUUCACGCGGUUGCCUGUGGCUUGUUUUCUGUGGUUAAGUCAUGGGCGGUUGGGGUAAAAUGGUGGCAUUGUCUCCCUUGCUGAUAGAGCUUGUGUGUCCAUCAAGCCAUGGCAAUAGUGAACAUCUAUUAAGGGAAUGUGCACAUCCAAAUAAGUCUAAAAAACUGGAAUUUCAAACUUUUAUUUUCCAGCCACCGCCCAAUCCAUACCGAUAUGCCAUAUUCAGUUCCAGACUUCAACACAGCAAUUUGAGUGUAAUACACUACAGUGUCUUCUUUCAAAUGUGUCGAGCUCAUGGCAUUGGAUUUGACAUGAAGGUUAGUAUGAACGCAUUUCCAUCAUGCAAACAUACAUGCAUGGCCACAGAAAGAUGAUGGUAUAAUUUUUGGUCGGCACCACUGUAAAUUGCAACGAUCUUGUACCAGUGCCCAACUUCAAUGGGGUGUGGGUGGGUGUGGGCAACGUAAGAGAAGGCCAGUUCAAUUUUUGAUCCCUCUCAAAUUGGGGCCUCUUUCACGUAUGGGGCCCAAGGAAAGUUGCUCACUUUCAGGGCCACCUUAACUAACUGUUGUCUCAAAUAUAUGAACUACUAACAUAUUUUACAAUAUGUUUUUAGAAAAUCAUAGUAAUAGUUUUUUUAUUUUUUGUAGGAAAAAGCUGGAACAAUAUUUUGUUUGGUAGAUAGUUAUAAAAAAGAGUUCCUCACAAUGAUGUAAGUGUCGGUUUUGAGCUUGCAUAUUUUAAAUCUCCCUGCCCUAUUUCAACAUUCAAACUGAAAAUGCCUCACACGUGUAAUCCAUCCCUUAUGAUCACUCAAGGACCAUGUAAAUUGCAGGUUGGUGUGCUGUCUUACUUGCGGCAAGUUGAUGAAAUAAUUAAAAGUGGCGACUCACAUUUCAUAUUGUUUUAGACAAUACAUUUUUGAAACCUAGAGCCCUUAUCCUUACCAAAAUUCCAAAAUGGAACCACUAACCUGCACUUUGUAUAUAGGCUGGUUUACAGUAGCAAAGUUUCUGUGAUCACAGUAGGAAUUUUGCAUAGGAAAGUUGCAUUUCCCUUAAACACUUGUUACAAAACUUGUUGCAAAAUUCAUACUUUUCCAUGGCGAAGCCAGCCCGACAAUUUGGUCAUGCUAUGCAAAUAUUUCUGUGUUCAUAAACCGUGAAAUUUUUAAAGAAAUGAAUAAUGAUAAUGAUUUAAACACAGUACGUACUGAGUACUGUGAUCACAGAAGCUUUGAUAGUGUAAACCAGUAUUAUGUUACGCGCUGCGUACGAUUACGAUUCCAGAGCUACCGCAAGUGAAAUAUUUUCAUACUGAAAUUCCUGAUUUGCUCUAGGGUGAUGAGUGACGAUCUUCAAGGUUCGCUAUCAACGUUUGCUCGUAAUCUCUCUGUGAUUCAUCAAGAAAUUUCAGCUCCCAAUAUGCAAGGAAGAAGCAACUUCCAUGUAG
Paramuricea clavata is the source of this 2578-nucleotide messenger RNA. The record is from the annotation of a GenBank genome assembly. NCBI's taxonomy places the organism in Eukaryota, Metazoa, Cnidaria, Anthozoa, Malacalcyonacea, Plexauridae.